This is a messenger RNA of Oryza brachyantha (malo sina), 662 nucleotides long. RefSeq lists its product as uncharacterized. The record is from RefSeq and is a predicted model, not a curated record. The transcript has 4 exons. Lineage: Eukaryota; Viridiplantae; Streptophyta; Magnoliopsida; Poales; Poaceae. The coding region runs from base 113 to 655 and encodes 180 amino acids.
AGGGUUGGAGCUGAAGCCAGGCGCGGCGUUCGUCCACGGCCCCGGCCCCGCGCGCUCCCGCCUCCGGAUUACCCAGGCUGUGCUGGGUAGUUGUGAUCAUUUUGGUUGGAGUAUGCUACAAUUUGAUAACAGUGACAAUGAGCUUGUAUGGCUCUGUGCUUUAAAUCCUACGCUUGCCCCGACAUGUAGCUUAGAGCUAGAAUUAAAGGAGGAUGAGAAUGUUCACUUAUCAGUUGUUGGGCAGAGCUCAAUACACCUAUCCGGAUACUACUACAAUAAAAUGCAUCAAGAUAUUUCUGAGAAGGGAAAGUUGAAGACACCAAAAAUAGAGGAUGUACUAAGCGGUCAAAGUAAUGAUAUGGAUCAAGUGAAUGAACAAAAAUGCUCUAAAUUCGUGGAAUCUAUUACAAUUGAUGAUGCAAAGCCAACUCAAGGUCCCCAAAAUUCCAUGGAAGAAAAUGUUCUCGAUGGUACUGCAGCUACCAUAACAUUAGUAUUGUUUUACAUACAUGAUGAAUCUUGUGCUUGUUAUAAGGACAUGGAAUAUAUGGCUAGUUUUCUCAAUCGUUUGAUUUAUUCUCCAUUCAUGGAACUUCUAGGACAUGGAAUUAAACCUAUGGAUAAACCGCAUACCAAAUAUAAUAUGGAUGAGUGAUUUUUGU